Molecule: messenger RNA, 1224 nt
Organism: Meyerozyma guilliermondii ATCC 6260
Lineage: Eukaryota; Fungi; Ascomycota; Pichiomycetes; Serinales; Debaryomycetaceae
Exons: 1
Coding region: 1-1224 (407 amino acids)
Biological process (GO): endoplasmic reticulum to Golgi vesicle-mediated transport; retrograde vesicle-mediated transport, Golgi to endoplasmic reticulum
Cellular component (GO): Golgi membrane; COPII-coated ER to Golgi transport vesicle; endoplasmic reticulum
Source: RefSeq, a predicted model, not a curated record
AUGACUGAAGCUCCUGGAUGUUUUCGUCUUCCGAAAAUGCAUCGAUGGGUGUCAUUAUUCAUGGCGAUGUGGAGCAAGGAUGAAUUUCUCCAGAUCACUGUAGGCAUGCAGGAACAUUCUCACCAGCUCAAAUUCCUGCGAAAACAGCACAGCAGAUUUCGGAGCGAAACUGGACGAAUUGACAUGGACGCCUUCUCGACUAGGGUAAAAACGUUUGACGCGUUUCCGAAGCUCAACUCACAGCAUGCUGUUCGGUCUCAAAGAGGUGGGCUAUCCACAAUCAUGACCGUAGUCUUCAUUUUAUUCGUGAUGUGGGUGCAAAUAGGAGGCUUUCUUGGCGGCUAUGUUGACCAUCAGUUCGUCGUAGACGACCAAGUUCGUUCAGACUUGCGUAUAAAUUUGGAUAUGAAGGUGGCGAUGCCGUGUGAAUUUCUUCAUACCAAUGUCAUGGACAUCACCGAUGACCGAUUUCUUGCAAGCGAAGUGUUGAAUUUUCAAGGAAGUUAUUUUUUCGUGCCGGAUUUAAUCCGUAUGAACGACGCAACCACCGAUUACGAAACACCAGAAUUGGAAGAAAUAAUGCUAGAAGCAGGUCGGUAUGAAUUCGAUAGAGAAGGUUAUCAUGAAGCCGAGUCGGCGCCUGCAUGCCAUAUUUUUGGCUCAAUUCCUGUCAACCAAGUCAGUGGAGACUUUCAUAUUACCGCUAAGGGCAUGGGAUACCGAGAUCGGGCACAUGUAGAUCCGCAAGCUCUCAAUUUUUCCCAUAUUAUAGCGGAGUUUUCGUUUGGUGAAUUCUACCCAUUGAUCAAAAAUCCUCUUGAUUUCACCGGAAAAACCACUGACGACCACUUUCAAGCGUACAAGUACUACGCAAAGGUGGUGCCUACACUUUACGAACGUAUGGGAUUACAAGUAGAUACCAACCAAUAUUCCAUCACCGAGCUGCACCGCAAAUAUGAGCUCAACACCAACGGUCGUAUCCAAGGCGUGCCAGGAAUUUUUUUCAAAUACGAGUUCGAGGCUAUAAAAUUGAUAGUGUCGGAUAAACGGAUACCGUUCACCCUGUUUGUGGCUCGCCUCGCUACCAUUAUCGGUGGGGUAUUUAUCGUCGCGGGAUACCUAUUCCGUCUUUAUGAAAAAUUGCUAAAAAUACUUUUUGGCAAAAAGUAUGCGACCAAGGACACAGAGCGUAAGGAAGGAGGGUUACUUGACCGAGACUAUUAG